AUGAGCUGCUUCCAACCCAUGACCUAUGCAUUCCAGCCACGCCCCGCCUCAGCCUUGACCGUCUCCGAGCACCUUGUCUUUACCCUACAAUCAAACGUAUCCGUUCGUCAAUCUUCUAAAGCCGGCCACGACGCUCUGUUGGGUGCUCCGGAUUCUCGAUUUGCACCAAAGUCCGUAGGGGACCAAUUCGAUGGCUACCGAUUUGGAGGAAGCGUUCCACCAAAUCGACAAACAAUUUCUGCUGCAACUCUUUCAACCCGAGUUUGCCCGUUGAACGGGCACCACGACUCCACCAUUGGAGGCCAUUCUGCGCCGGAUACUGCACCAGCUCGUUUCCCAAUAUUGCGACCCAGUGGGCAAAUGCGGUACGGAACGGAGGGUGCUGCUGGCUUUGCACUAAUGGCGGGCGGGUCCAGCAACAAAAUCGUAACCUUUGGUUGGCCAUGA
Messenger RNA from Phaeodactylum tricornutum CCAP 1055/1, 447 nucleotides. RefSeq lists its product with no specific name. The coding region runs from base 1 to 447 and encodes 148 amino acids. The record is from RefSeq and is a predicted model, not a curated record. NCBI's taxonomy places the organism in Eukaryota, Bacillariophyta, Bacillariophyceae, Surirellales, Neidiaceae. The transcript has 2 exons.